Molecule: messenger RNA, 1150 nt
Organism: Tarenaya hassleriana
Lineage: Eukaryota; Viridiplantae; Streptophyta; Magnoliopsida; Brassicales; Cleomaceae
Product: 14-3-3-like protein B
Exons: 7
Coding region: 164-958 (264 amino acids)
Biological process (GO): signal transduction
Cellular component (GO): cytoplasm
Source: RefSeq, a predicted model, not a curated record
GUUUUGUCCCUGGCGACUCAAAGAUCCGUCUUCGGUCUCUCCCUCGACCAAGCGAACAAAAAACAGCGAUCGCAAGACUUCUUUUCGAGAAAAGACAGUCUCGAAUCAGUCGAAGAGUCUUCAAAGUUGUAUUUUUUUUUGUUUCCGCUUGAAGAGAUCGGUCAUGGAUUCGUCCAAAGAACGUGAAAAUUUCGUCUACGUCGCUAAGGUCGCUGAGCAGGCUGAGCGCUACGAAGAAAUGGUGGACGCGGUGAAGAAGGUUGCGAAACUGAACGUUGAUCUGACAGUGGAGGAGAGGAACUUGCUGUCUGUCGGUUACAAGAACGUGAUUGGUGCCCGUAGAGCGUCAUGGAGGAUUCUCUCGUCGAUCGAGCAGAAGGAAACAGCGAAGGGAAAUGAAGUUAACGUUAAGAGGAUCAAAGAAUAUAUGCAGAAGGUUGAAUCAGAGCUUACGAACAUUUGCAGUGAUAUUAUGUCUGUGUUAGAUGAUCAUCUGAUUCCCUCAGCUGCUACUGGUGAAUCCACUGUUUUCUUCUAUAAGAUGAAAGGAGACUAUUACCGUUAUCUUGCGGAAUUCAAAUCAGGCAACGAGAAGAAAGAAGCUGGUGAUCAGUCCAUGAAAGGUUAUGAGACUGCUACCAGCUCUGCUGAGGCCGAACUGCCACCUACUCACCCUAUCCGAUUGGGUUUGGCUUUGAAUUUCUCCGUCUUCUACUACGAGAUCAUGAACUCACCUGAAAGGGCCUGCCACCUUGCGAAGCAGGCGUUUGAUGAAGCUAUCUCAGAGCUGGACACUCUUAAUGAGGAAUCCUACAAAGACAGCACAUUGAUUAUGCAGCUCCUUAGGGACAAUCUGACAUUAUGGACCUCUGACAUCCCAGAAGAUGGAGCAGAAGACGGGCCGAAGGCGAAUGGCACAGCAAAAGUUGGUGCAGGUGGAGAUGAUGAUGCAGAGUGAUGAAGAAGGAUGAUGAAUGCGAGUGAAGUGAAUCAGUGAAAUUUAGGGUUUUAACUUUCCAUUGUUCUCUGGGAUUAUGUACUUUAUCAUCUUGUGUCUUGGGUUUGAACCAUUACCAUUACUUACAUUCUAUGGUAAGCGCAGCUUCAUUCCUGUGGUCAUAAUCUGUUGAUCUAGAUUCCUUGCGUGUCA